GCCAUCAAUUUCCCCAUCGACCUUGCAACCACCUCCACUACCACCACUUAUAUAAAUCACAUUCACACAACCCCACCUCCCCCAAAAGGGUGUGUUAAUAAUGUUUGGGAGGUGACUGGUGAGGCUUUGGUUUUUGGGUGUUUCUAUCCAAUUUUUCCUUUUCCCAUUUAAUGCCCAUUUUAAUUUUUACUCUGAAAAAAAGGUGGGCAAUAUACAUAUAUAAAUUCCCAUUUGGUUUGGCUCUCACAAUUUUCAUGUUUCAUCUUCAUGGCCAAGUUUGGGGUCUUGGAAACUGAUCCAUCCAUGGCAGCCAAGGCCACAGAGGAGCUGAAGAAGGAGUUGCAGAGGCUGGUGAGCAGAAUUGUUGAUGAAGAUGAGAGCUGUGCUGACACCACUGAUAAGGCUCUCAAAAUUUUGUUUGCUUUGAGAGAUUUCAAGUUCAAGGGGUCCCUUGAUUUUGGGGUUGAAAUGGAGAAUCCGGCUCUGCCUCAGGAGUUCAGGUGCCCUAUUUCCAAACAGCUCAUGAGAGACCCUGUUGUGGUGGCCACUGGCCAGACAUAUGACAGGCCCUUCAUUCAAAAAUGGCUGAAAGACGGGCAUAGGACUUGCCCCCGGACCCAACAAGUCCUCUCCCAUACCAUCCUCACCCCGAAUAAUUUGGUUCGAGAAAUGAUUUCAGAAUGGUGCAAAGAACAUGGGAUUGAGCUUCCGAAGCCAGUUGAGGAUGUCGAUGAGGAAGUGAUCACAGAUGCAGACAGGGGACACUUGAAUUCGUUGCUUGAGAGGAUGUCCUCUUCUGCUUCUGAUCAGAAAGAGGCUGCAAGAGAGCUUAGGCUGCUCACAAAGAGGAUGCCGUCGUUCAGGGCCCUUUUCGGUGAAUGCACUGAUGCAGUUCCUCAGCUGCUCAGCCCGCUCUCACCAGAUGCAGUGGAUGUUGAUCCUGAACUCCAAGAGGAUUUGAUCACCACAGUUUUAAAUCUCUCGAUACAUGACAACAACAAGAAGCUAGUUGCAGAGGAUCCAAUGGCAAUCCCCGUGCUCAUUGAGUCCUUGAAGAGUGGAACCAUUGAGACUAGGACCAACGCUGCUGCAGCCCUUUUCACAUUAUCAGCCCUUGAUUCGAACAAGCUCAUUAUUGGGAAGUCAGGUGCUCUGAAACCUCUAUUAGACUUAUUGGAAGAAGGGCAUCCAUUAGCCAUGAAAGAUGUUGCCUCGGCCAUAUUUAACCUAUGCAUUGUCCUUGAGAACAAAGGGAGGGCUGUCCAUGAUGGGGCAGUCACAGUGAUUCUGAAGAAGAUCAUGGACGGUAUACUUGUUGAUGAGCUAUUGGCUAUUCUCGCAAUGUUGUCCAGUCAUCAAAGGGCUGUUGAGGAGAUGGGGGAGCUCGGAGCAGUUCCUUGCUUGCUUAGAAUCAUUAGGGAGAGCAAAUGUGAGCGCAACAAGGAGAAUUGUAUUGCCAUCCUGCACACGGUUUGUUUCAAUGAUCGAGCUAAAUUGAGGGCAAUCAGAGAAGAGGAAAAUGACUAUGGUACAAUCUCGAGGCUAGCGCAGACUGGCACUUCAAGGGCUAAGAGGAAGGCCAACAGCAUCCUUGAGAGGCUGAAUAGAGUUGCUUUAAUCACACACACUGCAUGAUGAAAUGAACGAACACCCCAAUCCCUAUUGUCAAUACUCUCACUUCAUCCAUCACUUGUACAGACCAAACCCAAACUCUGUCACACCUGUAAAAAGAAAAUGACCACAUAUUCAUACACAUUUUCGCUUAUUCAUCUUGAGCAAGCUCUGGUCCAUCUUGGGCAUAUAGAUUAUCAAAGAAAACAUGGGAUUUUUACUUCUUUUCAUCAUCAAUAAAUACAUUAGCAUUACUGGUGUCCUCUUCAACAGGUAAUAUUGGAAGGCUCAAAUCUGCAUUAUGAUUCCUGGCUUUGUUUUCCCAUCAAAAGGGAGGAGGGGUUGGUCCAACCUGCAAAAGAUGACAGAAUUACAGAUCAAUGAACCAAUGAAUAUGGCGGUAGGGUCUACUACUUUGUUCCUAUCACUAUAUUACUUUUAGAGUGUCGGUACCAUCUUACAUCAUAUUUGUUUUGUUUGUUUAAUACACCGCUUUUGCGUGAACUUAGUGUCAAUCAAACUGGUUUAUGAUAAUAUGAUAAAGUUGGAUUGUACUAUACAACCAUGGAAAUAAAAAGGAAACCAGAAAUAGAAGAAAGCAGACUGAUGUUGAAAUCCAGAAACCGCGUUUUCUA
This is a messenger RNA of Vitis riparia (riverbank grape), 2246 nucleotides long. RefSeq names its product U-box domain-containing protein 9-like. The record is from RefSeq and is a predicted model, not a curated record. Bases 268 to 1635 code for a protein of 455 amino acids. The transcript is spliced from 3 exons. Lineage: Eukaryota; Viridiplantae; Streptophyta; Magnoliopsida; Vitales; Vitaceae. Gene Ontology annotation, molecular function: protein binding; ubiquitin-protein transferase activity. Gene Ontology annotation, cellular component: nucleus; cytoplasm. Gene Ontology annotation, biological process: protein ubiquitination.